Molecule: messenger RNA, 1037 nt
Organism: Cynoglossus semilaevis (tongue sole)
Lineage: Eukaryota; Metazoa; Chordata; Actinopteri; Pleuronectiformes; Cynoglossidae
Gene: gtsf1
Product: gametocyte specific factor 1
Exons: 7
Coding region: 61-696 (211 amino acids)
Source: RefSeq, a predicted model, not a curated record
AUGAAGGUGAAGAAGGGCUAAACAGGAAAUUCGACCGGACCACGACGUGAAGUACAUGGGAUGCGUCGCAGUUGCUUCGUCCGUCCAGCUCUCCCAGGAGACUACAACCAACAAAGCCUGACCUCAUCUGAACCUUCGGCUCAGCAGCAGAGCGUUUUUCCAAACAUGGCCUCCAUGUUAAGCUUUGGAAGCUCCACCAGUGCCUGCAGGACUGCAACUUCUGGAAGAGCAGAGGUGGCACCGGAGUUUGAUGAUAAAGGAAAUCUGGACCCUGACAGACUUCUGCAGUGUCCUUUCGACAAAAAUCAUCAGAUCAGGUCUUGCCGCUUCCCUUACCACCUUAUUAAGUGCAGGAAGAAUCACCCCAAACUGGCCAGUGAGCUGAAGACCUGCCCCUUCAACGCCUGCCACCUGGUGCCCAAGCACGAGCUCAGUCACCACACUGAGACGUGUGUGGACCGGGUGGUCGUGGACUCUGGCAGCGCAGGUGAUGUCAGUGGUGAUAAUAAAUGGCACGUCCCUGUCAGUACCUGGGUGAACCCUAACGUGACUGAAGACUGGGAGUCAGAAACUGACCACAACGCCUCCCCAUUUAUCUGGGGUCGAAGCAGCUCCUUGACUGUGAAACAGGAUGUCCCUCCAACCAACAACCUCGGUCCUAGUUUUCGAGCCCCCAACACCCUCCCAUGGUUUUGAAGCCAAAGUUCUCCUUUUAAAUCUGUUCUUAAAUUGUACCUCACGGCUGGGAUUCGGUUCGUCUUUUGUAGAACUGUUGGGGUCAUGUUUGAACAACUCAGUUUUUAAUUUUGUUUGUACCCAGAUAUUUUUAAGUCUCUCAAGGUUAAAACCCAUACCCCUGACCUGUUCUUACUGCUGAAGUAAUGCUAUUGUUUGGAACCUGGAGACUGGAAUAAAACUUUUUUUUUGUUUUUUUACUAAAAAAAAAAGUUUAUCUGUUGUGUAUUAAAUUGUGUUACUUGCAGUUCAGCUGAAAUAAAAGGGAAUAAAUGUACAUUAUUCCAUAGUCCAAGGUUUCG